ACCCAAUUAUUUUAGUUUUGUAUAUUACUUACAUUCUGUACUCUAAGCUAGAUUGAAAGGAAGGUAUAUUUAAUUUUGACAGAAUUACUACACAAUUUUAAAAGAACGUUGAAGCAUUACUUUUAACAUUAAUUCAAUUCUCAUAUUUUUUCAUUCAAUACUAUUAUGUUGGAGCAAGUACACUUGUAACUACAGUAGAUUCAACAUGAAAGGUCAAUGUAUAGAGAUCUGAAAUUCCAUGAAACAUCGUGAGAUGCUGUUUUUAUUCUCUGAAAGAUUGUCAGCAGCGCGCAUGGUCGCUUCUGUUUGAUAGACGAUUUUUACACGGGAGAGUGGUGGUUGGUUGAAGUAGGGAAAAGCGCGAUAGGAAGUGAAACUCCUGAUCUACUUCGUGACAGCUACAGCGACAGAAUCAAAAUGCCCAAGAAGAAGAAGACUCCAAAGAAUUCCUUUUACUUUUUUAUGAAAGAUUUUAAAGAAGAGCAAGAGCAAAUGGGAUAUGUGUUCAAAAAUGGAUUACAGGAAGUAGCUGUAAUGGCAGAUCCUGAGUGGAAAACUUUGUCACCUGAACGACGUAUGCAUUACGAGAACAUGGCAGCAGACCACAAGUUACGCGAGAAAGGAAAUAAGUUCACUACAAUGGGUGUUCCGUAUUCUCAUUUGGAGAAAGAGAAACUGGAAAAAAUGGAGGCUGAUAGAAAGAUGAGAAUGGAAAUAGAGGGUACAGUGCAAGGUUUGGACAGAGAAGGAACAUUGAGAACACAUGUGUUUUAUUUUGUUCAUUUCAAUUACUAUUGCCAACUUGACGAUGGGCAAUAUCUUGUAUGUGAAGUGGCAGUAGCUCAAUUCAACUUAUUACAUGGUGUAAAGGAUGUAUACCACACUAUUAUACGUCAAGAAAGAAUUCCUACAGGAUAUACGUACGCUGCUGUGAAAACACUUACUGAGACCCACCAAAUUCCAGUACCUAAUGAGCUCACUGAGGGUGAGCCCUUGCGAGGCAACAUAUUUAGCAGAAUCAAACAGUUUUUGGAGCAAAACAGGAUGGCUAAUGGCUAUUUGCCUCCUCUAUAUUCUCAUGAUGAGCAUGUGGGUGUUGCUCAGAAUGUCCUGUCGGAGAUGGCUGAAUUUCACUAUCCACAAAAUCCAGACAUCUUCAGGGUGUAUCCGCUCUCAAAAUUAUUCUUCUUUGUUAGAAAUGCUGCUGUUCCUCCUAAUGGAACAGGAUUUCCUGUUGAAACAUUGGCUCUAAGGGAACUGGAAAAGGAUCAGUAUAAUUUUGCCCCUGGUAUUGCUUGUGAAUUUCAUAAAAAGGACCAUGAUACUUCACAGUACUGCAGUAGAUCAAUUGUGACUCGAUGGGGGUAUCUUAUCUGUGAUCAUUGUUGCCCAGAUUUAAGAAUUCCAUUGGUUCAUGGAAGACAUGUUCCUAACAAUGCUGCUGUGAUGCAGGAAGACCAGUUUACAAGAUCUCAAAUGGCUAGAAGUGGCAGAGCACUCCCAUUUGUUCCUGCCUCUGCCCCUGAACCUGUCAGCCGAGCUCAAGCAGCGAGUGCUGCCAGCAACCAGCGGCUUGGGGCAGCUGUUAGCAGUCGCCCACUGGAGGUUGUGGAUUACGGCAGAUCUGGUCUCUCUGAAGACUCUGCUCAUGUGAGAGAAGAAUUUAUAACUGCUUCAGUACAAGAUGCCUUACACUUUACUUCUGAAGAUUUUCCAGACCUUGGAAGCCGUAGUCAUUCUAGAAUGCCAGCCGCUGUAGCUGGCCGUGGACGUGGCAGGGCAAGGAUAAUUCAAGAAGAAAAAUAUGGAAUAAAUAAUAAAGCGUAUCAAAUUCUAGAUCAGAUGGAAACCAAUUAUGAUUGUACUGUUUUAGCUCCUGGAGAUCUUAUUGAAGAGACAGAAAAUUUGACCAUUCAAAGUACUGCCGGAAGAGGACGAUCACGAGCUGAUAUUAAGCCAGGCUCAAGACUGGCUGCCAAUUUCCAGCUCAUCUGAGCAAGAAUCUGGAUUUCUGAUAAACUGAAUGUAUAAAUGUGUCCAUGUGAUAAAUUGCUUUAAAAAUAUUAUGAGAGCGACCUGGAACCUAUUUUGAAUUGGUUCAACAAUAUAUAUAUUUGAUGAUCUAGCACAUAUUGAAAAAAUGAAGAUGGUUUAUAUAAAUUAUUUUUUUACUUCAUAUUUUGAAAUUCAAACAGUCCAAUAUAUCUUUUUAGCAGUUUUAUUAGUUGUGCAAUUGAAUCAUCUUCGUUUUUUGAUAAUCAAAUUGUUUGCUAUAGGUUGAAUGGCAGACGCCAUUCUUUUAAAAUUGUUUUUUCGUAUCAUUUGUGAAUUUAUUAAAAGUUAGUAACAUGGAUUAUGAAGAUACAGAACAUUUGUGGUUUUUGUUUAAAAAAAAAAACAACUGGACAUUACAACUUGGUGUUUCCUGCCGGAGGCCUGCCUCCUUUUUUUGUCAUGUAUUGGCUCAUUUUAGUUAAGUGUCUUAGAUAUAUAAUAUAUGUAAUGUUUAUUAAAGUGUUCAAACUUUUUUUGUGUACGUUGUUUUGACUUCCAAUACAAUGAUACUGAAGGGGAAUGAAGUUACUAAGGUAAAGUACUAUCAAAAAUUCCAUUCAAAUUUUGCAAUAUUGUUAUAUAGAUGUAAUGGAGUGUAGAAAGACAAGGACAUGAUACAGGCUUGUAGCUGAUAGCAUAGGGAUAUUCCUUCGUGCUCAGAUAUUCUCACAGUUGUGAUCUAGUCUUGAUGUAGGAUUGUCA
This is a messenger RNA of Gryllus bimaculatus (two-spotted cricket), 2757 nucleotides long. Lineage: Eukaryota; Metazoa; Arthropoda; Insecta; Orthoptera; Gryllidae. The record is from the annotation of a GenBank genome assembly.